AUGAAAACCUUUUCUCCGGACGAAAUCGUUGAUAAGACUUGCGAGGAGAUUGCCUUCUUAGGUGGAAUAAAGCAAGCUGAAUUAUGGCAGGCUGUUUCUCUCUUCACCGAAAACUUGGAUAAUAGUUUAAAAAGCUUUCUUUUUUCUUCUUUGGCAGAAUAUCACGAUAUUGUUAUAACGGUGGGAGGUAAGGAAUUGCGAGAUCAAACACUGGAGGGUGUAGUCGCCUCUGGAAUGGUGGUUGAAAUCUCACUAACAGAGGAUAAGCUAUGGCAAAUUUUAACUGGGUAUAAAAAGAAGGAAUCGGCUAUUGGCGGUUUAACGUUCGACUUGCUGUUGCAGGUUGCAAAAGCUAAGGAAAAAGGAAUUAAUACCAUGGAGCUAGCGAAGGCCACAGGGCAGGACCCAAGAAGCAUCACUGGCCGAGUCAAGAAAUUGGGGCACUUGGUGGAUGGAAUUCAAGUUAUUAGUAAAGGUCAUGUUGUGAAGCACCUCAAGUUUCACAAGUUUAUCGACAGAAGUGAUCAAACACGGAAUUAUAUCAAUAUGCGUGAUCACUUGUCUAAAAUCGUUGAUGUCGUAAAGAAUUCCAAGAAUGGCGUUCGACAGCUAAUAGAUCUGAGGAGGGAAUUGAAAUUCGAUAAGGAUAAAAGACUCUCGAAAUCAUUCAUCGCUGCCAUCGCGUGGCUUGAUGAGAAGGAGUAUCUGAAAAAGGUCUUAGUUGUCUCUCCCGCGACCCCAACUUUAAGAAUUCGCUGUGUUAAGUACUUACGCGACUUUGUUGCUGAAGAAAAGGUGACUAAUGACUUCGAGGACUCCUCAGAUGAAGAAGAUGACGAAGAAGAGGAAAGUGGUGAUAAAACGAUUCAGGAGGAAGAGGAUGCUGCUGUAGAAGGAUUUGCGAAUUUCAAUGCCACUCAACUGUUGCAGAGCAACGACCUGAUUGUUCAGGACGAGAUGCAGUCAGAGAGGAACCGAUUUUCGCUUAACAGAUUUUAUCCAAUCCAAUGUCAAACAUAUUCUCUUGUUGACAAAUUCAAAGCCAAAGGAAUUUCUACAAUGGAAACAGUUAACACUAUAACAGGCAAAGAUUAUAGGAGAGCUUUUGCUAAAUGCGGCGAAUAUUUCAUAGAAAACAUCGGCAAAAAAGGCUCUCUUGAUGGGUUUGGCUUGAUAAGGGUCUAUGAUUUUGAAGGCAAAAGGAAGUUCUAUCGUCUGUUUACUAAGGAUCAUUUUAAAUUUCUGUCAGGAAUGGGGAAUGAUAGGUCUGGUAUGGAAUUUUUACCUGUUGUUCCUCAACAGAAGAACCUUCACCAAUUGAAUAGAGAGUUUUUUGUUCCGCUCAACAACACCUUACGAUUCAUAGAGAGAGAUGGACAACAAAAUUUCUUCUGGAAUGGGGAACUUAAAGUCAUGGCUAAUCCCUAUGCUGCUCCGCGAGGUAGAAAGAGAAAGGGAGUCGUCGAAGAAAAUGAAGCUGAAACGAAAGUAGCAAAGAGUGACAUCGGUGGGCUAACACAUGAAAAAGCAAGCUCCAGGGUAGAUGAGAGAGGGGAUCAGCACAUAGACUUUGCUGUAUCGGUGACGACACAUGAUGGAUCUGAUGGUAAAUUAUUGAGCAUAGGUGGCUUAUUUGGGAAUUCUUUGAAAUCAUUGGAGCGACAGAGUGCCUUACUAGAGGUUGUUAGACUGGAAGGGGGUGCAACAGUGUUUAAGGAUCAACUCUUUGACCGAGUGACGAGACUCAUGGGGUCUAGGACCCAACUCGACAAAAAGACGAUACGGGGCGAUGUCGACAACUUACUAGCAUCUGGAAAACUUCUCAUUCACGUCGAACCUAAUACCGGCAGACGAGUUCUUUGUUUGCCAGGUAAGGACCACAAGGAAGCUUGCGAUAAACUUUUGAAGGAAAAGGAUAAUAAACCUACUUAUUUCAAAGACGUUCUUCAAAAUACGGAUAUUUACUUCUUCGAUGAGAGGGAGCGUGAUAGAUUUCAAAGUGGUCCAAAAUCUGCUGAACGUGUUAGAAAUUUCGAGAAGAAAGACCGCUCUAAAAGAACCGCAGGUCAAAAGGGUAGUCGUACUGCCAAAAGAGUAACAGUUGAGCAACCGCGCCCUGGUGGAAGGAUAAAGGAAGGAAUCGAAAAUAAGGAAACAAAUUUGGUCAAGCCUUAUGAUCUGCCUUUGGCGGCCACACCCGAAUACUUCACUUUAGGCAGCAAUCAUGGUGCCAAAGCUUUGGUGACUGCUGUUGUGAUAACGAAAAGUAUCAAGGGACAGAUUGCAUGGGAGCAAAUUAGCGAUUUAUUCCCUAAAAACUCCUUGGAGAGUCUAAAGAAGCAGUGGAUGCUUCGUAGAAUUAAGAUAGGACACAGUGGCUGGCGAGCGCUACUGGAUAAAUGGAAGAAUAUUGUCGUUUCGGCAAUGAAAAAUGGAAAGAUUGAUCUUCAAGAUGUCGAGAAUUUGGAUCUUCCUCAAUUAGUCAAACUUUGGAUGAGGGAGGAAAAGGAUGAAAAACAAUCUCCGCUCAAACUUUAUCAUCAUCUUGAGGAAAACUUCAAAAAUCACGCCUUGAUCAAGCAACCGAUGCUUUGGCAUCCACCUUCAGGCGCUGAGAUGUCAUCUAUGGUUCAGAGAGAGGGACGCUUGCUUCGGAAGGUUUACGUCUGUAGGCGUGAAGGAGAGUCCGAUUCUGGCGAUACCAAAGAAGACAAGAUAAGAUCUAUUAUAAGGUCGCUACUUAUCAGCAAAUCCGACGUGGAUGCCGAUGAAAUUAGCGCUUUAAAAUCAUUCGCAAAGGAUGACAUCGAUAAGGUAACACUCGACAUGGCUCGGGAUCGGCAAAUUAUUUUUACGGGAACUUCGAAGCUUCAAUUAUCUGAGCAUGUCUCAGACUAUCUCAAAAAAAUCGGCAAUUUCAAAAAGUUUGAAGCGGCUGCAAGGUUUCAGAGCACAAUCUUCCCAUGGUUGGAAAACCGUAAAGGGCUGAUUUUGCAGGACGAACCUGGCGAUCACAAGGCGAUUGUUUUAGUGAACGCUUUAGCGGCAGGUUAUGUGAAAAUGAAAGCUGUUCCCGACACCACCUCCGAAACCCCAAUGCACUACAGUACCAGGAGAUGUGAUAUGGACUCCCUGAUACCGCCGUUAGUUAUAGUAUCGGGCGGAGCUUCGUGGAAAGAGUCAGAACGUAUAUGUCCCAUACCUUUGAGCGACCCAUGCUGCAGCUUGUGGAUUGAUCUGGAGGGAAAUGUGAGGAUUGAAGUCUGGAAACAACUUCUCUGCAUGAUUAUAAACGAGAUUGCCUUCAAUCCGGGCAUUUCAAAAGAAUGCCUGGCUGCGAGAUUUUACAAAAUCGUUUCACUCGAUGAGUUGACAAAGCUUCUUGGAUGGUGCAAAGCAAUGAAAGCGGUCGAAAGGGGAGAUUUCGGCGGAUAUUUCGUGAAUUUCUUCUGGUAUAAAGUGUUUAUGUAG
Messenger RNA from Lachancea mirantina, 3471 nucleotides. The record is from the annotation of a GenBank genome assembly. Lineage: Eukaryota; Fungi; Ascomycota; Saccharomycetes; Saccharomycetales; Saccharomycetaceae.